CUCGCCCCCCGGCCGGUGCUCAUUUGCAAAGGACCGUCCCAGCCAAGUGCCUGUUGGUAGGAAUCCGCUUGGCCUCGGGUCUGAGGGGGCUUGGAGGUGGCUGUGGCUGCGACUGAAGCAGGCAUCCAGGAGAGUCCACAGGAAAGAAGGCGCCAUGGACGAUCAGGGCUGUCCCCGGUGUAAGACCACCAAAUACCGGAACCCUUCGUUGAAGCUGAUGGUGAAUGUGUGCGGACACACUCUGUGUGAAAGUUGCGUGGACUUACUCUUUGUGAGAGGAGCUGGAAACUGUCCUGAGUGUGGCACUCCACUUAGAAAGAGCAACUUCAGGGUACAACUCUUUGAAGAUCCUACUGUUGACAAGGAAGUUGAGAUUCGGAAAAAAGUGCUAAAGAUAUACAAUAAAAGGGAAGAAGACUUUCCUAGUCUAAGAGAAUAUAAUGAUUUCCUGGAAGAAGUGGAAGAAAUUGUUUUCAACUUGACCAACAAUGUGGAUUUGGACAACACCAAAAAGAAAAUGGAGAUAUACCAAAAGGAAAACAAAGAUGUCAUUCAGAAAAAUAAGUUAAAGCUGACUCGGGAACAGGAGGAAUUGGAAGAAGCUUUAGAGGUAGAACGACAGGAAAAUGAACAAAGAAGACUAUUUAUACAAAAAGAAGAACAACUGCAGCAGAUUCUAAAAAGGAAGAAUAAGCAGGCUUUUUUAGAUGAACUGGAGAGUUCUGAUCUCCCCGUUGCUCUACUUUUGGCUCAGCAUAAAGAUAGAUCUACCCAACUGGAAAUGCAACUUGAGAAACCUAAACCUACAAAACCAGUGACAUUUUCCACAGGCAUCAAAAUGGGUCAACAUAUUACAUUACCACCCAUUCAGAAGCUUGAAGAAGCUCUAUAUGAAUAUCAACCACUGCAAAUAGAGACUUGUGGGCCACAAGUUCCUGAGCUUGAAAUGCUAGGAAGACUUGGCACAUGGGAUCUAGUUCCCCGACCAGGGAUUGAACCCAGGCCCCCUGUAUUAGGAGCGCGGAGUCUUAAUUGCUGGACCACCAGGGAAGUCUAUAAAUAGUGGGUGGAGAUGCUAAGGCAUGGAGAGGUUCAGCAACCUACCAAAGGUCAAUACAUCUUAAAAGGAGAAGAGUUUGGAUUUGAACCCAAGUGGUUAAACUGCAGAGUCCAUGUUCUAGAGAUAACUGUCAAACUUAUAAACAAUAGCUGUGCAAAACCAAAUCUGAGUAGUCAAACUUCUUAAGACUUCCAGGAAAUUUUACAGAUCAAGUAUCUAGUUCUUAUAUGGGAUAUAAGUGACAUCAACUAAAUAAUGGUGUUGAUAUCCUUGAGAGAAGUCCUGAGGAAUUCAUUAUGUAGAACAUGAUUUGACUGCUAACUGCACUCCCUUUUAUGCAGACAUUAAUGGAUUGAAUACAUUUACUUGGUAAUUAGGAUGCAUUAUUAUUUAGUAUUCCUUAAUUUCUUUCAAUAAAUAUUUGAGUUAAGCUUCUCUUAGAAGUUACCUUUAGGCUGUCAGCAGGUGGUUUGGAAUAAUCAUUUCAAAAUCUAAUUAACGUGGCAGAAAACUUGUCAAAAAGUUAACA
Lagenorhynchus albirostris (white-beaked dolphin) is the source of this 1589-nucleotide messenger RNA. RefSeq names its product MNAT1 component of CDK activating kinase (gene MNAT1). The transcript has 9 exons. Gene Ontology annotation, biological process: regulation of transcription by RNA polymerase II; positive regulation of cyclin-dependent protein serine/threonine kinase activity; nucleotide-excision repair. The record is from RefSeq and is a predicted model, not a curated record. NCBI's taxonomy places the organism in Eukaryota, Metazoa, Chordata, Mammalia, Artiodactyla, Delphinidae. Gene Ontology annotation, molecular function: cyclin-dependent protein serine/threonine kinase activator activity. The coding region runs from base 155 to 1063 and encodes 302 amino acids. Gene Ontology annotation, cellular component: transcription factor TFIIH holo complex.